Molecule: messenger RNA, 1219 nt
Organism: Chroicocephalus ridibundus (black-headed gull)
Lineage: Eukaryota; Metazoa; Chordata; Aves; Charadriiformes; Laridae
Gene: GRHPR
Product: glyoxylate and hydroxypyruvate reductase
Exons: 9
Coding region: 94-1062 (322 amino acids)
Cellular component (GO): cytosol
Molecular function (GO): glyoxylate reductase (NADPH) activity; NAD binding; hydroxypyruvate reductase [NAD(P)H] activity
Source: RefSeq, a predicted model, not a curated record
CGUCCCCCGCCCCCCGCCUGCGGGGCCGGCGCUGCCGGUGCCGGAGCGGCCGCCCGGGGUCGCUGCGGGUCGGGCCGGGUCGGCGGCGCGGCCAUGGCGGUGUUCGUGACGCGGCGGAUCCCGUCCGAGGGGCUGCGGGUCCUGUCGCAGGCCGGCGGGUGCCGCGUGCAGCAGUGGGACUCGGAGGAGCCGGUGCCGCGGGCCGAGCUGCUGGCCGGCGUGGCGGGGAAGCGGGGGCUGCUCUGCCUGCUCUCGGACCGCAUCGACCGCGAGGUGCUGGAGGCGGCCGGGCCCAGCCUGAAAGUCAUCAGCACAAUGUCAGUGGGGUUCGACCACCUGGCCCUGGACGAGAUCAAGAAGCGAGGGAUCCGCGUGGGCUAUACCCCCGACGUCCUGACUGACGCCACCGCAGAACUCUCUGUCGCUUUGCUUCUGGCCACAUGCCGCCGGCUGCCAGAGGCGGUGGAGCAGGUGAAGAAUGGUGGCUGGACAACGUGGAAGCCCUUAUGGAUGUGUGGCUAUGGUCUAUCUGAUAGCACAGUGGGCAUCAUAGGUCUGGGGAGAAUAGGACAGGCGAUCGCCCGCCGCCUGAAGCCGUUUGGGGUCAAGAAGUUUUUGUACACUGGCAGUCGCCCAAAACCAGAGAAUGCUGCGGAGUUUGAAGCCGAGUUUGUCCCGCUCUCGAGGCUGGCCGAGGAAUCGGACUUUGUUGUGGUGACCUGUGCUUUGACUCCGGCCACCCAGGGAAUGUGCAACAAGGACUUCUUCGCCAGAAUGAAGAAGACCUCCGUGUUCAUCAACACGAGCAGGGGCGCUGUGGUGAACCAGGAGGACCUGUACGACGCCUUGGCCCAUGGGCAGAUCGCAGCAGCGGGCCUGGACGUCACGACGCCGGAGCCGCUGCCCACUGACCACCCCCUGCUCUCCCUCAAGAACUGUGUGAUCUUGCCGCACAUCGGGAGUGCCACCUACGCCACGAGGAGCACCAUGGCGGUGCUGGCAGCCAACAACCUGCUGGCCGGGCUGCGAGGGGAGCCGAUGCCCCAGGAGCUGCAGCUGUGAGGACUGAAGCCCCAUGCCUGCAGGGCAGCAGGACCUGCGUUACCUUCCCUAGAGGAGCCCUGCGGACCGGUCCUGUGCCUCCUCGUCUCUGCAGCAGCUCGACAGUGGGGCAUGCGGAGAGGGAACUGCACCGCAGCCAUUAAAGAGAUGCAGCGAA